This is a messenger RNA of Dermacentor silvarum, 1199 nucleotides long. Its product is annotated as lactosylceramide 1,3-N-acetyl-beta-D-glucosaminyltransferase A-like. Gene Ontology annotation, cellular component: membrane. NCBI's taxonomy places the organism in Eukaryota, Metazoa, Arthropoda, Arachnida, Ixodida, Ixodidae. Bases 200 to 1183 code for a protein of 327 amino acids. The transcript has a single exon. The record is from RefSeq and is a predicted model, not a curated record. Gene Ontology annotation, molecular function: hexosyltransferase activity.
AAAAACAACACAGCUGCCCUUCGACCGAUGCCUAAGCAAUAAAAAGAUGUAAGACAUGAAACAAUAGUUUGUUAUGAACGCUGUUAGCGAUGUGUUAACCAUCGCUAUCACCACAGGUUAGCGACGUCGAAAUGCCACCGAAACGGUAUACGUGAAACUCGUCCUCUCAUUACUGGCAUUCUUAUUUCGCAGUCUCGCCAUGAGAAACCUGAGAAUUCUAACUCUCACGCUUUCUGUAUUGUCAAUCCUAUUUGUCGCUUUCGUUACCAUAUACGUCCGCAACCAUUCCCGCUACCAAAUCAGACUCUCAUCAUCAUCGGCGCGAUGUGGCGUUGCAAAUAAGGGGCUGGCCUUCAGUUAUGUGACGCACACGGCGAAGUUCUGUCAAUCAGCGGACAACGGAACCACCCUACUUAUUGGCGUGCUCUCGAGCACAGACAACUUCGAGGCUCGUGCAGCGAUCCGGGAUACCUGGGGCGGCAUAGCCCUCAAGAUGGGCUUUGUUGUCGUCUUCCUGCUGGGAAAUACACUGGACCAGGGAGUACAGCGCAAGGUAUUGGCAGAACGAAACAUUCAUGGAGAUAUCGUUCAGGGAGACUUUGUCGACAGCUACAGGAACCUCACCUACAAGACUGUGAUGCUGAUCCGCUGGGCUCGAGAAAAGUGCUCGGAGGUUAACUUCGUGCUGAAGAUCGACGACGAUAUGCUACUCAGCGUAUGGGAUCUCGCCGUCGCCGUGAACAAUUUGGAGGGAAUCAAACGCACAAUGUGGGGUGAACUGUAUCGCGGUGCUUCUCCCAAUCGCAACGUCGCUUCCAAGUGGUACGUGUCUAGGAAGGAAUACGCGCCAGAUACCUACCCCGCAUUUCUCUCAGGGACCGGUUACCUAAUAUCUGGUGACAGCAUUGCCAUUCUCGAGGAGUUCAUUAAUGACGAGUGCUUCUUUCCUCUCGAAGACAUCUACUUGACCGCCAUCGUCGCAGAGAGAGCUCAAGUGAGUCGUUUACAUUACGAUGGCUUCUCCAAUGAACACAAGCGGUUCCAUCAGCCGUGCUCGACCCCCAGGGUCGUGACGUCGCACUAUUGGAGCCCAACGGCAUUGCGAAAUGAAUGGAGGCGCGCUGUGUCCCGGUUGAACUUCGGCCUGUGCGGGGGAAUAAAGAAAAGCCAGAUGGUGUCGUAGACCAGAAAAAAAAGUG